Messenger RNA from Acanthosepion pharaonis, 744 nucleotides. Lineage: Eukaryota; Metazoa; Mollusca; Cephalopoda; Sepiida; Sepiidae. The record is from the annotation of a GenBank genome assembly.
AUGAUCUUUCUCUUUACACCUCCUUUCUCCUCUUUCUCUUUACACCUCCUUUCUCCUCUUUCUCUUUACACCUCCUUUCUCCUCUUUCUCUUUACACCUCCUUUCUCCUCUUUCUCUUUACACCUCGUUUCUCCUCUUUCUCUUUACACCUCGUUUCUCCUCUUUCUCUUUACACCUCGUUUCUCCUCUUUCUCUUUACACCUCGUUUCUCCUCUUUCUCUUUACACCUCGUUUCUCCUCUUUCUCUUUACACCUCGUUUCUCCUCUUUCUCUUUACACCUCGUUUCUCCUCUUUCUCUUUACUUCUUAUCUUUCUCCUCUUUCUCUUUACUUCUUAUCUUUCUCCUCUUUCUCUUUACUUUUUAUCUUUCUCCUCUUUCUCUUUACUUCUUAUCUUUCUCCUCUUUCUCUUUACUUCUUAUCUUUCUCCUCUUUCUCUUUACUUCUUAUCUUUCUCCUCUUUCUCUUUACUUCUUAUCUUUCUCCUCUUUCUCUUUACUUCUUAUCUUUCUCUUUACCACUCAUCUCUCUCUCUCUCCCCCAAUCUUUCUCUUUAAACCUCCUUUUUCUCUCCCUCUGAUUUUUCUCUUUCUCUCCAUAUUUCUCUAUACCUUUCCUCUUUUUUUAUCUUUCUUUUUAACCUCUCUCUUCCCAAUCUUUCUCUCUACCUCUCCUCUCACUAUAUAUCUCCACUCUCACUCUUUCUUUCUACACAUCCUUUUUCUCCCUGAUAUUUCUCUCUAA